Notolabrus celidotus (New Zealand spotty) is the source of this 4391-nucleotide messenger RNA. RefSeq names its product homocysteine-inducible, endoplasmic reticulum stress-inducible, ubiquitin-like domain member 1 (gene herpud1). The coding region runs from base 1303 to 2610 and encodes 435 amino acids. Gene Ontology annotation, molecular function: transmembrane transporter binding. Lineage: Eukaryota; Metazoa; Chordata; Actinopteri; Labriformes; Labridae. Gene Ontology annotation, biological process: endoplasmic reticulum unfolded protein response; negative regulation of endoplasmic reticulum stress-induced intrinsic apoptotic signaling pathway; endoplasmic reticulum calcium ion homeostasis. The transcript is spliced from 8 exons. Gene Ontology annotation, cellular component: endoplasmic reticulum membrane. The record is from RefSeq and is a predicted model, not a curated record.
GCUCUGCAUCUACAGCUUGAUUUAAUCCAGUUUGGUGAAACAUCAGACACAUUCAGUAAGUUUUGAUCAACUCCUUGUCAUCAAAGAUGCAGAUUAAUUUCAGAGUGCCGUGAACUGACUGUGCAUCAGUCGCUGCGAGGUACAUUCAGGGACCGUCGUAAAUGUGCAAUACAGUCCUUUCAUGGCAUUUUUCUGUGAAUCAAGAGAAUCAAAAUACAGUCAGUGGCCACAUCAAGAAUGUUUUCUAAAAACAACUGUAAUUUAGCAUAUUUACUUGCCCCUGAGAUGUUAUUGGGGGACAAAAGCAAAAAAAAAAAUCGCAACUUUCACCGCAAUUUUUUUAAAAAGCUGUCGCAAAUUCAGGCUUUUUGGGCCGCAACAAUCACAAACAAAUCCCGCGAAAUCCUGGAGGGACUGCACAGCAUACGGAUGUGAGAACCCCCCUGAGCAGGACUCGUACAGGACUUGAUUUGGACGAGUUCCUGCAUCAGCUCCUAGGGGAAUUUACAAAACAUUCAAAGUAUGACUUCACUUACUUUGCAGUACUUUAGAGGUAGCAGCAAUCACCAACAAGCAUUGCAACUUCAUUAAAAUGAAUAAACUAGCCUAAUACCAGAUAGAUUUUGUAGCAUUUAAAAUGGCAUAUGACCCUGUAACAAAGUCCACAUGUUGAAACACGACAACUAUACUUUCCAUGUAUAGAGCUGAGGAAAUUAAGAAGACCUCGGUUUAUAAAAAUCCUCACGGUGAGCUGAUAGUUGUGCAACCAGAAACCGAAGUAAUUCAAAGAGAUGCCACCGACCCAUCGUACCUCACAAACUUAGCUAUUUGUUAUUACUCAAUUCUACUAAUUUUAAUUACUGUCCAAUUAACAAUGUCUCAAUAUGUGUUUGACAUUUCCUUAAAAGUGCAACCAGACCAUGAAAACCAUGAUGAAAACGCCCAUUUUUGUUGUACAUACACGAUCUUCGAAACAAAAUCGUACAAAUGCGCAUGCUCAAAAUGUGACGAAUCCCCAUGCCUCCACGUCUGAGCACGAGCGCACGGUAACCAAUCAGGAGCGGCCACAGUGUGUUUGGAAACAACAUUCCCCUCGACAAUAAAGCCCCGGAUGGCUGACAACCAGUAAAAGGACAUUUGUACAUCCGUGAAAGCUGCUGGAGUUAGUCUUUCCUGUUUAUGUCGCUUCAGUGUGACUUUUAAAGGCCCUGAAUCACGAGGACUCUUGUUUCGACUCCUGUAGUGACUUAGAAAACAAUAACCCCGUGAACGCGAGACUACAAAGAGGGGAGAGGAGUGAAAAUGGAUGUUAGGGAUUCUCAACAGAAGACGAUUACUGUUAUCGUCAAAACACCCAACCAGGCUCAGGAGGACCAGACUGUCGAAGACGUCUAUCUGAAAUGGACUGUCAGGGACCUUAAGACGCAUUUGACGACUGUCUACCCAACCAACCCGGCUGUGACUGAACAGAGACUGAUCUAUGGUGGUAAACUGCUGCCUGACCAUCUACACAUUAAAGAUCUCUUCAGACCGACUGACUCCAGCCUUACAAUCCAUCUGGUGUGUGCUUCUCGUCAUGCCAACCAAGAGUCACUGGGAGCGAGGCCAAAGACCAGACCACAACAGCAACAGCAACAACUCUCUAGUCCAAGGCCCAUGGCAGCCUCUACACCCAGUCCCAGCAGCCCCUCCACCCCAGUCCAGACUCCAAGCACAACAGAACUGAGACAGAGGAGACAGACGGCUCAAACUUCACCUGCUGCUUCAGCUCACACACAAACCCCAUUGUCAACACCAGGAAUUCCUACAUGGCCUUCUGCUGCAAUGGCCGGAGCACCACAGAUAACCCAACCAGCCUUUCCCACUUACUCCCUGUACAGCCCUCAGCAGCUUCUGUGGCUCCAGCAUGUCUAUGCUCGACAGUACUACAUGCAAUACCACGCAGCAUUGGCAGCAGCAGGCACCGUCCCGUCUGCACCAGCUACAACCAUCGGCCAGUACCCUCCUGUUCACGCCCACCAUGUACCAGUACCAGCUCCCUUAGCCAAUCAGAACCCCAUUGAUAACCUGCAAGCCAAUCAGAACCCAGUGCAGGAUGGAGCUUUUAUCAACCCGGGGGAGGCCAACCAAAACAUGCGGAUGAACGCGCAGGGUGGGCCUGUAAUGGAGGACGAAGAGGACAUAGAGCGUGACUGGCUGGACUGGUUGUACACAGCUGCAAGACUUGGUGUUCUGCUCAUGAUCGUGUACUUCAACUCCAACCUGAGUCGCUUCCUGCUGGUUAUGAGCACCCUCUUCCUCAUGUACCUACACACUGCUGGCUGGUUUCCCUUUAGAAGGCGUGUCCAAGUCCAAGAACCCAACCCCGUGCUGCCCCCUGAGGUCCAGCACAACCAGCAGAAUGAGAACAGGAAUCAGAACCCAAACCAAGAUGAUGAGCGUGCCGACAGACAACAUGAGGAGCCAGCAGCUGCAGCAGAUGGACAAGAACCAAUGACCGCAGUCUUAGUGCCUCCUCACAGGGUGUCAGCGAUGUGGACGGCCUGGGUUUUCUUCAAAACCUUCUUCUCCUCUCUUAUACCUGAGGGUCCUCAGGGUGUGGCUAAUUGAGCACCGAGGCAUUUUUUCAUUUCUUCAUUAUUUUGCUGGGGACACAAAGCUCUCUGGGUGUGAUGUUUGAAAAGAUGGUGCAAGAUACCUGAAGCGUAAACUAAAGAAUAAAAACAAGGGCAUCAGAUGGAUCCGUCUACACACUGACCUCCCAAUUGAUCAGCAAAACAAAGCUGUGCUACCCUAUUGAAUUCCAUAUUGACCGCAAACAAGGGACACAAAAGACUGAAAACAUCAAACAGCGCUAACAGUUAUAAGUUAUUCAGUUGGAUUCCAGCUCUCUAUGUAAUCCUGCAUCUUGUAAGACCAGCGCAGCUACCUGUAUGUCUCCCUAAUCAUGACACCAUAGUAGGUGGCAGCAGAGGGCUAAAUACACCUCUUAGCUGUCACUGUAAGAAAGCUGUGCCUGAAUUAUUCUUCCUGUGAAAAGGUGUUUGUGCUUUUAAGAUCCCAUACGGUCUUAAAUCAGCGCCUCUGAGCUCUUAGAGACUCUGAUCCGGAUCAAUACUCUCACACUUGUGAGGAUUAUUUGCGCCAUCUUCAGUUGAAGUGAAAAUCCUCAUACAGACCUAAGUACUGUAUCUCACUGCUGUGUGAAUCAGAUUUAUUUUCUUAUAGAUGGUUGAUCACAGCUGUACGAGUAGAAACUAUUAAGAAAGCAUUAGCUGGUUUCAAAGACUGCUUCUGUUUAAAGAAGCCUUGAAGGAUUUAAUCUCAAUAGUUUUUAGCUAUAUGAUUUUGAACAGUCUGUCUGAAUUAAUUUGUUGUGUUGUGUAACCUGUAACCUGACACCUCUCUUUUAAAAUAUCAACAAGGAUGAUUUUAGAAGCUUGAUUUUCAUUUUAUUUUCACAACCAGACCAUGACCACACUAUUUAUGUUGGUCUGUUUCAAAUCAUUUCCCCUUCAACUAAUAUGUGAUGGUUACAAUAUGAAUACAAUGUUUAUUAGUGCCAAAUUAUUGGUUACAUUUUCUUUGAAAAAGUGAUGUUGUUAUUAACACAUAGCACUUUACAACAUGUAUCUUAUGCAAGCUUGUGUAUAGGGGUUUAGGUUUAUUGUUUUCCACAUGACAUAAUUUCUACUAGAGAAAUAACACUCGUCAGGCUCAGAUUGGGGCUUGUUUGAACAUCAGGUGAAUUCCAAAAUCCCAUAAAAACAAGUCCUCUAACGAAGAGCAUUUAACACACAUGAAUGUUGGUUCAUGUAUAACGUAGGAUAUUAUCGUUGAAGUUUAGAAAAAUAACUUGGCGAUGUCACCUUUCAGCUGACGAGCAGUCGCUCUGUUUGAUGUUCUAUUUGCACCCAGGGAUCAAAUAUAAUUAAUAUUUGGGAACAGGUUCUCACGUCAUUCAGUUAACAUUCCAAAUAUGCAAAGUAAAGCGUAAUGAAGCUGCUGGACAUCAUCGCUACUGUAGUUGACAUUUUAAACAUUUUUGUGUUUAGUUUUUAAAAUUUUACAAGUGGGUUUUAUAACGUUCGUCAGUCAGCGAUGUCACUGUAAAGCUCUUCACCAAAGGGCUGUGGAGUCACUCUUCUCAAAUUCACAUCCAUCUUCUGUUCAGCCUCAACUCCUGCUGUAAAUUUAGCAUGUUCACCGGGUAAAGGAAGCAGUUUGUGACAGUGGUCACUUUGUAAAUUGUAAACUUAAAAGGUAACGCCUGUAACAUGUCUUGUCUCACUCUCUUUGUGUGAGAUUUGCUUGUUGUGCGAUGUUGUAAAAUGAAAUGUGUGUUGAAGGCGACUGGCAAUAAUGGAUGCAAUAAACAUUUUUAACUUGAA